This is a messenger RNA of Penicillium crustosum, 867 nucleotides long. RefSeq names its product SDR family oxidoreductase. The transcript is spliced from 3 exons. The record is from RefSeq and is a predicted model, not a curated record. The coding region runs from base 1 to 867 and encodes 288 amino acids. Lineage: Eukaryota; Fungi; Ascomycota; Eurotiomycetes; Eurotiales; Aspergillaceae.
AUGACUGGAAAACUCACUUGGUUCGUGACGGGUUGCUCCUCUGGCAUGGGAGAAUGCCUGGUCCGGGCGAUCCUUGCGGCGGGUGAUCAAGUGAUUGCAACAGCUAGGGCGCGAGACUCGGAUGCUCUUGAUCGCAUAGCUCCACUUAAGGAGGCAGGAGCCGCUGUGAUGGAAUUAGAUGUCACGGCAUCAGCGGAAGUGCUCAAUGCUAAAGCUAAAGAAGCGUGGGAAAUAUACGGGAAAAUCGACGUCCUUGUCAACAAUGCUGCCUACAUUGAUGCGGGUAUAUUUGAAGAGAUUGAUGAAGCAUUCCUUACCCAUGCCAUCCACACCAAUGCCAUUGGUCCUCUCAAUCUUACACGUUCCUUCCUUCCAUAUAUGCGGGAGAGGCGGACUGGGACUAUCAUCUUUAUGUCAUCUGUGGGUGCUUACUACGGUGCACCGGGCGCCAGCGCAUACGCAGGUUCGAAGGGUUUACUCGAAGGACUAGUGCCUAACCUCAGUUUGGAAAUCGAGCCAUUUGGCCUCCGAACCUGCAUGGUCACACCUGGUUACUUUCGUACCAGUGUUAUGACACCAGGCAAUAUUCUGUACCGAGCACCGAACCCAUUGCCGGAAUAUGUGGAGACGAAUCUGCUGGUUAAGGCAGGCUGUGAUGCUGCGGAUGGGAAUCAGCCCGGGGAUCCUCUCAAAGCGGGUGCCUUGAUAGUAGACGCCGUCAGAGGUGAGGGUCAAUGUACAGGCAAAGAACUUCCCUUUAGGCUUCCAUUAGGACCUGACGCAAUAAGUGCGAUAAGAGAAAAUUCUCAGGCAAAGCUAAAGAUCUGUGAUGAGUGGGAGGACCUUGCAUCUGCUACCAAUUUUUAA